Molecule: messenger RNA, 1450 nt
Organism: Culicoides brevitarsis
Lineage: Eukaryota; Metazoa; Arthropoda; Insecta; Diptera; Ceratopogonidae
Gene: CstF50
Product: cleavage stimulation factor subunit 1
Exons: 3
Coding region: 106-1392 (428 amino acids)
Biological process (GO): mRNA 3'-end processing
Cellular component (GO): mRNA cleavage stimulating factor complex
Molecular function (GO): RNA binding; protein binding
Source: RefSeq, a predicted model, not a curated record
AAAACCGGCUUGUUGAAGAACAAAAAUUGCUUUAAAAUUGAAAAUAAAACAGAAAAUUAAUAAAAAUCCAUUAAAUUUAAAGCUAAAGAGGCAUUUAGAGCAAAAAUGAAGGACACAGAAAUAUUGGAUCCAACAAAUACCGUAAAAAAUCGCGAAAUUUUGUAUCGACUCAUGAUUAGCCAACUUUUCUACGACGGUUAUCACAAUUUGGCUGUCGAAUUAACGAGCAUCAUUCGUGCGGAUCCUCCCUGUCCCCCAAGCGAUCGUUUAUUUCACGUAAUGAUGACGGGCAUGGCGAACGAGCGCAAGAAAAAAGACGAAGAACUCGCUUCCAUGGAAGGAACAAUGGGUUUAGAUCUCGAAUUCGAGACUGAAGGCUCCGCAUUAGCUCCCGAACCAGCAAGUUACGAAACUGCUUACGUUACUUCGCAUAAAGCGGCGUGUCGUGCGGGAUGUUUUACGUUCGAUGGACAACUCGUGGCAACGGGAAGUGUCGAUGCGAGUAUAAAAAUCUUGGAUGUUGAUCGAAUGUUGGCGAAAUCUGCGCCUGAGGAUUUAGAACCGGGUCGUUCGGAGCAUGGGCAUCCUGUUAUAAGAACACUUUAUGAUCACACAGACGAAGUUAGUGUUUUGGAAUUUCAUCCGUCGGAGCAAAUUUUGGCUUCCGGGUCGAGAGAUUGCACUGUGAAGUUGUUUGACAUCUCAAAAGCGAGUGUUAAAAAGGCACAUAAAGUUUUUACGGAUUGUGAGGCGGUGCGAUGUGUCAGUUUUCAUCCAACUGGAGACUAUUUGGCUGUCGGAACGAAUCAUUCGGUAUUGAGAGUUUAUGAUAUCUCGACGGGACAAUGUUUCGUGAGUCCCAUGGCUUCGCAGCAUCACAAAUCGGAGAUAACUUGCGUCAAAUAUGCCGUCACGGGAAAACUUUAUGCCACGGGAUCGACUGAUGGAUGCAUUAAAAUCUGGGAUGGCGUCAGCGGCAGAUGCAUCAACACAUUUAUUCAAGCGCACGACGGCUCCGAAAUUUGUAGCGUGGUUUUCACGAAAAACGGCAAAUAUCUCUUGUCAUCGGGAAAAGAUUCGCUCGUCAAGUUAUGGGAGCUCAAUACAAGUCGAUGUCUCAUUGCUUAUACGGGCGCCGGAACAACGGGCAAACAAGAACACAGCACACAAGCGAUUUUCAAUCAUACCGAAGAUUUUGUCUUGUUCCCCGAUGAAGUAACGACGUCGUUAUGCGCGUGGAAUUCGCGAAAUGCAUCAAGAGCUCAUUUGAUGUCACUCGGGCAUAAUGGUCCAGUGCGUCACAUUGUUCACAGUCCAACACACGCCGCAUUCCUGACAUGCUCCGAAGAUUACAGAGCGAGAUUCUGGGUUCGAAGACAAACGAGCCAUUAAAAAAUAUAACAACAAAAAAAUUGUAAUUCAAGAAACCGUAAAAUUUUAAAUAAAAUAA